GAAAAUAUUUACAUUUUCGCAUACUUAUCUAGUCAGUUUUGAAAUCAGACAACAAGUCGUUGCAUCUUAUCCUUCAUAUUGGCACUCGUACACAAGCAGCAACAUUUUAUAAAACUCACAACGGUAAUUUAGAAAGGAUAUGAUCGCGACAAAUUGCCAAGAACAAAGAGAGACAGAAAUUGUCCAGAAGGGAAUAACAGCAACCAACGUUCUAUAUCUCGGAUGCAAAGUAUUGCACAGUGACGCAAGCCAGGGAACGCUCCACGAGAUCUACGACGAAUCUAUUGGCAAGCUUGGCAUAUUUUCUUCAUCAAAACCUCAGGGUACAUCGGUUACACUUAGGGUAGAUGGUGCUUCUGUAUCAGUGCACGAGUGCGAAAAGGGUGUGAGCUCUACGGGUGACUUAAUGCAAACACAUGCGAUCAACAAUGUUCGAAAUACGGUCAGCGCUAAAGUCAAGAAUCUGUUUGGGGGAGUUAUAAAUGACAAUGGAAGGUUAGUUUUACACGCAUAUCUCACCCGUUGUCGUACUCAGGUUCAGGAUCUCGAUAUGAUAUGCGUUAUGGCCUUCAAACAGUCUGCCAAACUAGAGAGGCUACGCCGAAGCGCGGUGACGGACACUGUUAGUAUGCCUGGUGUAUCCACUAUUGCAUGAUCUCAAUAUUGUAUACGUCUAAAAGAAAUAUGGCAAAAAAAUCACACUAAAAUGGUCAAUAAUAACUCUAUAA
Sphaeroforma arctica JP610 is the source of this 728-nucleotide messenger RNA. RefSeq lists its product as hypothetical. The coding region runs from base 140 to 655 and encodes 171 amino acids. Lineage: Eukaryota; Ichthyosporea; Ichthyophonida. The transcript has a single exon. The record is from RefSeq and is a predicted model, not a curated record.